AAAAAAAGAAGAAGAAGAAGAAGAACAGAAACAGCUACAAACCUGACUUCCGAUCUAUAACUGAAGACAAAGCCUGUACGCAGAGUUCCAGACCAGUACGUCAUGCUACUCACCAACAUUUCCGGACAGGUUAUCAACUGAGAGAUCCAUCACUGUCCCUAAGGUAGAGCUGGGCCCUGUUUCUGGACAGGUGUUUGUGGAAGUAAAGAUGGAGGCCGGAGGGGAGUGCUUUCCUAAACAAAGGCAAGUCCUGAUUCUCUUUCUCGUGUUGGGAGUAGCUUUGGCAGGCUGGGAAUCUCGUCGCUAUUCCGUGAUGGAGGAAACCGAGAGUGGCUCCUUUGUGGCCAAUCUGGCCAAGGACUUGGGGCUGGGAGUGGGGGAGCUAGCAGCACGGGGAGCCCAGGUAGUCUCCGAGGAUAACAAACCCCGCUUGCAGCUUGAUCUGCAGACCGGGGAGUUGAUAUUAAACGAGAAACUGGAUCGGGAGGAGAUGUGUGGCCCCGCAGAUCCUUGUGUAAUGCAUUUCCAAGUGUUGCUGAAAAAACCACUGGGAGUAUUUCGAGCUGAGCUACUGGUGAGAGACAUAAAUGAUCAUUCUCCAGAGUUUCCUGAAAGAGAAAUGACUCUGAAAAUCCUGGAGACUAGCCCUCUGGGGACCAUGUUUCCUCUGAAAAAAGCCCAGGACUUGGACGUGGGCAACAACAACAUCCAAAGUUAUAGUAUCAGUCCGAACUCUCAUUUCCAUGUUUCUACCCGCACCUGGGGGGAUGGUAGGAAAUACCCAGAACUGGUACUAGACAAAGAGCUGGAUCAUGAGGAGCAGGCUGAGCUCCGAUUAACCCUCACAGCACUGGAUGGCGGCUCUCCACCCCGGUCUGGCACUGCUCAGGUUCGCAUCUUGGUACUGGAUGUCAAUGACAAUGCCCCUGAGUUUGCAAAGAUACUCUACCAGGUGCAGGUUCCAGAGAACAGCCCUGUAGGCAUGCUAGUUGUCAAGGUCUCUGCUAGAGAUUUAGACACUGGAACAAAUGGGGAAAUAUCAUACUCCUAUUUUUAUAGUUCCCAAGAGAUAAGCACAACUUUUGAGCUAAACAGCCUUUCAGGAGAAGUUCGACUAAUUAAAAAAUUGGAUUUUGAGAUAAUAUCUUCAUAUGAGCUGGAAAUAGAGGCGUCUGAUGGUGGGGGGCUUUCGGGAAGGUGCUCUGUCUCCAUUGAGGUGGUGGAUGUUAACGAUAACCCCCCAGAAAUAACUAUUUCAUCACUCACCAGCCCCAUUCCUGAAAAUUCUCCUGAGACAGAGGUGGCCCUGUUUAGAAUUCGAGACCGAGACACAGGGGACAACGGAAGGAUGACUUGCUCUAUCCAGGAUGAUCUCCCCUUCGUUCUGAAACCAUCAGAAGAGAAUUUCUAUACCCUGGUAACAAAUGGGGCCCUAGACAGGGAGAGCCAGGCCGAGUACAACAUCACCGUCACCGUCACCGACCUGGGGACCCCCAGGCUGAAAACUCAGCACAACCUAACGGUGACGGUGUCCGACGUCAACGACAACGCCCCGACCUUCAGCCAGACGACCUACACCCUGCGCGUCCGCGAGAACAACAGCCCCGCGCUGCACAUCGGCAGCGUGAGCGCCACCGACAGAGACUCGGGCGCCAACGCCCAGGUCACCUACUCGCUGCUGCCGCCUCACGACCCGCAGCUGCCGCUGGGCUCGCUGGUGUCCAUCAACGCGGACAACGGGCAGCUGUUCGCGCUCAGGUCGCUGGAUUUCGAGGCGCUGCAGGCGUUCGAGUUCCGCGUGGGCGCGGCCGACCGCGGCUCGCCGGCGCUCAGCAGCCAGGCGCUGGUGCGCGUGCUGGUGGCGGACGCCAACGACAACGCGCCCUUCGUGCUGUACCCGCUGCAGAACGGCUCGGCGCCCUGCACCGAGCUGGUGCCGCGGGCGGCCGAGGCGGGCUACCUGGGGGCCAAGGUGGUGGCGGUGGACGGCGACUCGGGCCAGAACGCCUGGCUGUCGUACCAGCUGCUCAAGGCCACGGAGCCCGGGCUGUUCGGCGUGUGGGCGCACAACGGCGAGGUGCGCACGGCGCGGCCGCUGAGCGAGCGCGACGCCGUCAAGCACAGGCUGCUGGUGCUGGUCCGGGACCACGGCGAGCCGCCGCUGUCGGCCAGCGUCACGCUGCACGUGCUGCUGGUGGACGGCUUCUCGCAGCCCUACCUGCCGCUGCCGGACGCGGCGGCGGCCGAGGCCCGCGCCGACCCGCUCACCGUCUACCUGGUGGUGGCCUUGGCGUCCGUGUCGUCGCUCUUCCUGUUCUCGGUGCUGGUGUUCGUGGCGGUGCGGCUGUGCAGGAGGAGCCGGGCGGCGUCGGGGGCCGGCUGCUUGGUGCCCGAGGGCCCGUUUCCGGGCCACCUGGUGGACGUCAGCGGCGCGGGGACCCUGUCUCACAGCUACCAGUAUGAGGUGUGUCUGACGGAAGGAUCUGGGACCAAUGAGUUCAAAUUCUUGAAGCCUAUCUUCCCCAAAUUGAACCAAGACCUUAGGAGUAAGUCAGAGCCAAAUCCAACCUUCCGGAAUAGCUUAGGUAUCUGAAACUUUCCUGUUCACUUUCUGUUAGUUUUGUCUCCUUCGCCUUUCUGUUUCAUUUUUUAAUCCAGUAGUAAUUUUAAUUGUACUUUCACCCUCUUUUUUCCAUAGUAAAUUUACUCUUUGUUUUGUUGGCCUGAUCAAUCCUGUGAUUAUUUUUCCAGGUAUUGUAUUAUUAGUAGACAUUCUAUAUCAGGAAAUUAAUAUCUCUGUUUAAAAAUUUUUAUACUCAUUCCUAAAGGAUAAUAUGAAAAUUAACCUCUCAGAAUAUACAAUUCUGAUUUUCAAAGUAUUUUACUAACUAUAUGACAGUACUUAAGAACGUCCAAUUCCUGGGGUGCCUGGAUGGCUCAGUUGGUUAAGCAUCUGACUUUUGAUCUCACCUCAGGCCUUGAUCUCAGGGUCAUGAGCUCAAACCCUGUCUUGGGCUCCAUGCUGGGAAUGGAGCCUACUUUAAAAAAAAAAAGAGGAAUGUCUUAAUCUUUGUUUACAUACUUCAUUUUUAAAUUACUGGAAGGCUUUUAGGUUUUAUUAGUAACAGCUAUGACUUUUGCAUAACCCCUGAUGUGUUUGGGGUGGAAUCAAUUUGUAUUUACCCAUGUCCAGUUUUUCCAAGCUCUUUUUGGGUGGAUUUUUGUUUUACAAAUAGACAGCAAUGUGUAUGUUUCCAUGCUACUUAUUUCAAAAAGUCACAGUUGUAAGCAUUAGAUUUUCCCUAUGAAAUACAUAUGUCACAUCAUGAAAAUCUUUAUCAUGCCUUCUUUCUGAGAAAUUCAUGUUGAAAAAAACAUUUGGGUUCUAACAUUUAACUUAUGAUCCUGAUAAAAGUCCUAGACAUAUUUACUGAUGCUCAGGUUGUGUUUAAGGUGUAUCUGUAUACUCUAAUGGCUCUAGUGCCAGGUAGGGCAUUGCUUGCAAUUAUCUGCUAUGAUUGCAGAGUAAUUCUCAUGUGACUUCCAAAUUCUGGGCCAAGAGGAGCUUUUGAUGGCACAACAUGCCAAUAUCUACUUGCCUUUGGAUGAUGACAUUGUACUUGUUGUUAAGGGAUUUGAAAGAAAAUACAUUACAUGAUUAAUAUUAGUUAACCCAGGAAAACUUACUAAAUAAUACAUUGGUGGGGGUGUUGAAUGAUUUAAAGAAAUAAUCAACUGUGUUGUCAGGACUCCUCUAGCUCCAGGAAGCCUCCUAAUUUUGCAGAUGCUAUAGAAUGGUGUGGUAGGCAGAAUAAUAGCUCCAUAAAGACCUCUACAUCCUAAUUCCUGGAACUUAUAAAAUGUUAAGCUUUAUUGUAAAGGGGAAUUAAGGUUCAGAUGGAAUUAAGGUUGUUAAUUAGUUAACCUGUAAAUAAGGAGAAUAUCACAGAUGCUCCGUGUGGGCCUGAUUGAUCAGCUGAAAGCCCUUAAGAGCAGAGCAGAUCUGAGUCUUCCCUGAGAUGCAGAGGAAAUUGUGCCUGUGGGCAGGGGCUUCAGCUUGUGUCCCAAUGUUCCAGCCAGCCCUUUAAUUGCGGGUCCUACAGAUAUUGGACUUGCCUAGCCAUCUCCCACAAUUGAGUAAGUCACUUUCUUGCAAAAAAUCUCUCAUUACAUAUCUCCUGCUGAUUCUGUUUUCCUGGUUGAACCCCCAAAUGAUACAGAUUUUGGUACAUGGAAGUGGAGUACUGCUGUAACAAAUUACUAAAAUCAUAGAAGUUGUUUUGGAACUGGAAGGUAGGUAGAAGCUGGAAGAAGUUUGAAAAGCAUAAUGGAAAAAGCCUACAUUGCUUUGGAUAGUUUAACAACUCUGCUAUCAAAGUCUCAGAAGGAGAAUGAUGGAGAAAACAUGUGUUGCCAUAUAGAAUACCUAAGUCAGGGUGCCUGGUUAAGUAGGUUAAGUGUCUGACUCUUGAUUUUUGGCUCAGGUCAUGACCUCAGGGUCGUGAGAUCAAGCCCUACAUCUGGCUCCAUGCUGAAUUUGGAGCCUACUUAAGAUUCUGUCUCUCUCUUUUCCUCUGCCUCCUCCCCUCACUUUCCAGUGCUGGCACUCUCUCCCCACCCUUCCUCCCACCCUUUCUCUCUCUCAAAAAAAAAAAAAAACCUAAAUCAUUGUAAAGAUAAUGAUGAUAGAAAUAUGGAUGUUAACAUCACUGAUGGUGAGGGAUCAGACAGAAAUGAGGUCCAGCCCAGUUUCUUCUUGUUGCUUAUAAUGUGAGAAGAAUGAGAUGGAUGGAGGGAAGAACUGUUAAGCUUUUAAAAGGGACUAGAACUUGGUAAUGUGGUAAAUUCUAAGACUAAUCAGAUUGUACACGGGGCUCAAAUUAGGAAAGUAUAUUCUAGAUAAAAAGCCAAG
Molecule: messenger RNA, 4912 nt
Organism: Lutra lutra (Eurasian river otter)
Lineage: Eukaryota; Metazoa; Chordata; Mammalia; Carnivora; Mustelidae
Gene: PCDHB15
Product: protocadherin beta 15
Biological process (GO): homophilic cell-cell adhesion
Cellular component (GO): plasma membrane
Molecular function (GO): calcium ion binding
Source: RefSeq, a predicted model, not a curated record